Molecule: messenger RNA, 9955 nt
Organism: Pseudophryne corroboree (corroboree frog)
Lineage: Eukaryota; Metazoa; Chordata; Amphibia; Anura; Myobatrachidae
Gene: NAV3
Product: neuron navigator 3
Exons: 41
Coding region: 727-7653 (2308 amino acids)
Biological process (GO): nervous system development; neurogenesis
Molecular function (GO): ATP hydrolysis activity; ATP binding; protein binding
Source: RefSeq, a predicted model, not a curated record
UCUCCCCUGCGUGUAAGUCCUCGCUGGCCAGACCUAGAGCAUCAUGCAAUGAUCCUGCUAACUGCUGUGUGCAGAGCCUGCGUGUCUGUUGCUUUUGUUACUGGAAACCAAGGAACAGCGCCACUUGCUGCAGAGAGCUCUGCCCAGACUGGUGUGAGGAUGGCUUCUGGCUUCCAGGCUCUGGCACGGUGAAGAGCUGAUCUGCAAGCUGAGUCCCCCGAGGGCCAGUGGAAGCACGGAGGCAAAGGAAGAGGUACUAGCAGACAAGCUGUGAUCCCUCACUUUGCAUGUCACUAUAUGAAUGGGAUGCAAGACUCAACCUUUCCUCUUUGGAAGAUAAUUUCCAUAGUAACCUGCUAAAGGGUUUUUGCACUUGAGAAACCUGGGAUAAACAGCACCUGAAAUGGCAUCUACCAGGUAUAUAAAGGAAAUGUAAGUCUCCUCCGAGAUGGGAAGAAGUGAACGAUGCAGAAGACAGCAUUUGUAGCUGAAGAGGCCUCAUUUAGCGGUUGUGUUUUAGAUCGAUAUGCUGAUACUGAAGGCUCCAAGACAGAAUUGCAAGGUUUAUUGCCGGGCUUCAGUAAAUGCAAUCUUUAGCUCAACGCAUGGACUUGGUAAAGUGCAGAGCAGAGUUGUGAUGGAAGAAAAGAAACAUUUGUUUAUUUGUAACUCCCAACUUGUGGAUUAGUUUGCUGUUCUCUACUCCAGAAAGCAAAAGUAGAUGUGAUGGAAUUGUCUUCAGAAAUGAGCAAGCAUGGGAAGAAUCCUAUAAGUCAUAAGCUGGAAGAUCAGAAGAAGAUUUACACUGACUGGGCAAAUCACUACCUUGCAAAGUCUGGUCACAAGAGGCUGAUAAAGGAUUUGCAACAAGAUAUUGCUGAUGGUGUGCUGCUGGCAGAGAUCAUUCAGAUCAUUGCAAAUGAAAAAGUGGAAGAUAUUAAUGGCUGUCCAAAGAGCCAGUCCCAGAUGACUGAGAAUGUUGAUAUCUGUCUGAACUUUCUGGCAGUCCGAGGAGUUAAUGUGCAAGGCCUUUCGGCAGAAGAAAUAAAGAAUGGAAAUCUGAAAGCCAUCUUGGGACUGUUUUUCAGUCUAUCACGUUUUAAACAGCAACAACAUCAGCAGCAGCAGUAUUAUCAGUCAUUGGUGGAGCUCCAGCAACACGUGACUCACUCCUCCCCGCCUGCUGAAGGCAAUCAGCCCAAAACACAGCAAGAUAUGCAGUCCAGUCUGGCAGCCAGAUACGCACCUCAGUCUAAUCACAGUGGGAUUGCAACAAGUCAAAAAAAGACUACUAGACUUCCAGGACCUUCCAGGGUGCCAGCUGCAGGCAGCAGUACCAAGGUUCAGGGAACAGUUAAUUUAAAUAGAAGAAGUCAGAGCUUUAACAGCAUUGACAAAAACAAACCACCUCAAUAUGCAAAUGGAAAUGAAAAAGAAUCACCAAAAGGCCCUCAACAGUCUGCAGGCAUGAAUGGAAAUGUGCAAUAUUCCACUAGCUCUGGUCAGCAAGUGGUCUCUGCCAUACCCUCUCCAAGUGCCACUAAGCCCUGGCGCAGUAAGUCCAUGAAUGUUAAACAUAGUGCCACUAAUACCAUGCUCUCUGUCAAGCAACCCAGUCCUGCAACGUCUCCCACGCCCUCCCCUGACAGACUAAAGCCCCCAUUCUCUGAAGGAAUUAAAACCGCGUCUUCGGGGCAAAAAUCAAUGCUUGAAAAAUUUAAACUAGUCAACACUAGGGUUAGUAUGAGGUCUUCACCAUCAAAUGAAGUCAUUAUUGAGGAUGAUGCCUUAUCAGAUUGUGGAGAAGAUGAUGUCAGUUCUGCCUUGAACAGCCCUAAAGUGUCGCCCAAAUUGACUCCUCCAAAGGCUGGAAGCAAAAAUCUCAGCAAUAAAAAGGGUUUGCCUCAGCCAAAGGAAAAAGAAGAGAAAAGUAGGGAAAAAACUAAAUCAAAUGCAGAAAAAUGUGCUAAAGAAGAAAAGGAACUGCAAUCUGAAGGAUCCAAAAAGAGCUCUAAAAUCGCAAGCUUGAUCCCCAAAGGAAACAAAUCUGCUGCAGUUAAAAAGGAGAGUUUGAUUCCUUUAUCAAGUGGAAUCCCUAAACCGGGGUCAAAAACGCCAGCAACAAAACAGACCACACCCCCAGGUGCUGCACAUGCAAAAGAGACAGAAAAAAGUAGGACUACCAAAGGCAGUCAAACUGUGCCAACACAAAAAACCCCAGCCAAUGAAAAAGUAGCUACACCUAUUGAGGGGAAGGUCUCCGCUUCUUCCACUGGUCACCCGGCUACAACAGGCUCUUCUGGUGCUGGUGUCCAGUUCACAGGGAAUGGGGCAGUUCAGCUGCCCCAGCAGCAGUACACUCAUCCUAAUACUGCAACUGUGGCACCAUUCAUAUACAGAACACACUCAGAAAAUGAGACCACUGCCUUACCACCUGCUGAUUCCUGCACAAGCCCGACUAAAAGUGAAUCAUUGUACAGUAAGACCGCCAAACAGUGCCUGGAGGAGAUAUCUGGUGAAGACCCAGAAACACGGAGAAUGAGAACUGUAAAGAAUAUAGCAGAUCUUAGGCAAAAUCUAGAAGAAACUAUGUCUAGUUUACGUGGGACUCAGAUAAGUCACAGCACACUUGAGACAACUUUUGAUAGCACAGUGACAACAGAAGUAAGUGGAAGAAGUCUACCAAGCUUGACAAGUCGGUCAUCUACUGUAACAUGGAGACUUGGACAGUCUAGCCCAAGGCUCCAAGCAGGAGACGCCCCAUCUUUUGUUGGUUCUUAUCCUCGAAGUAAUACUGGACGCCUCAUCCAUACUGAUCCAUCGCGCUUCAUGUACACCACUCCUCUUCGCCGCGCCGCAGUUUCUCGAUUUGGAAACCUAUCGCAAGUUGACAUCUGUGAGAAGGGAAACCAUGACCUUGACAUGUCUUCGGAUAUAGAUGUAGGAGGCUACAUGAGUGAUGGCGACAUUCUUGGAAAGAGCCUUAGAGCUGAUGAUAUUAACAGCGGGUAUUUAACGGAUGGUGGGCUCAACCUAUACACGAGAAGUCUUAACAGGAUACCAGAUCUUGCAAUGUCUCGUGAUGUUAUUCACAGAGGGGUGCAUGAUGUUGCUGUAGAUGUAGACAGCUGGGAUGACAGCAGUUCUGCUAGCAGUGGCCUUAGUGACACACUUGAUAACCUCAGCACAGAUGACCUAAAUACAUCUUCUGUUGGUUCCUAUUCCAACUCUGUGUCUCCUCGAAAAACUGCUCAAACACAGCUAAAAACAGAUGCUGAGAAACGUGCUUUGACAGGUACUGAACCAUGGUGCAAUGAUGAGUUGAAAAAACAAGAUGACGACUAUGACUGCAGCCUUGAGACCAGCAAAUGGAAAGGGCAUUCAUCUGGACUUUCCGAAGACUCAGAUAAAGCAGGACAAAAAUCUCUAUCCAUCUCGCAGACUGGGUCAUGGAGGCGAGGAAUGACUGCUCAAAUCAGCUCAUCAUCAUCAUCAAGACAUAAAUCUGGAAGUAGCUCUCUAAAAACACCAGGAAAGACAGAUGAUGUAAAAGCUUCAGAGAAAGUAAAAACACCACUUAAAGGUGGUCCACUUCAACGCUCUCCAUCAGAUGCUGGAAAAAGCAGUGGUGACGAAGGGAAAAAGCCACCUUCUGGAAUUGCAAGACCAACAGCUACUGGCUCAUUUGGAUUUAAGAAGGCUGGGGUUGGAUCUUCUAACAUAAGUGGAAGUGGAGUAACCAUUACUAGUGGUUCAGCAACUCUUGGGAAAAUGCCUAAAUCAUCAGGAAUUGUGGGAAAAGGUGAUGGAAGGAAAACUAGUCUUGAUGGGUCACAGAAUCAAGAUGAUGGAGUGUUGCUAGCCAACUCCAAAGCAACCCUGCAGUACCGCAGUUUACCACGUCCUUCAAAGUCCAAUACAAGUGGUAUUCCAGGCAGGGGAGGACACAGAUCAAGCACCAGUAGCAUUGACUCCAAUGUCAGUAGCAAAUCAGCUGGUGCAGCAGGCAACAAACUGAGAGAGCCCUCAAAGAUUGCAUCAGAACGUUCCAGUCCCAUAACAAUCAAUCAGACAGACAAGGAGAAGGAAAAAGUGUCAGACUCAGAAAGUGUGUCUCUAUCAAGUUCUCCUAAAUCUAGCCCAACAUCAACCAGCGCCUGUGGUACUCAAGGCCUGAGGCAGCCAGGAUCAAAAUAUCCCGAUAUUGCUUCGCCAACAUUCCGGAGAUUGUUUGGCACAAAAACAGGAAAUAAACCUUCUGCUGCUGCUUCGAGUAGUGAUGGUGUAAAAUCAACUACCGUGAUGUCUAGUCCUAGCAACACUUCUCUGGCCAGACAGGGUAGUUUAGAUUCCCCUUCCUCUGGUACUAGCAGCAUGGGCAGCUCUGGAGGGCAAAGUGGAAGCAUCAGCCCUUUGUUUAGCAAAGCCAAUGAGUUAACGCCAGAUGUCAUAAGCCUGGGUCAUUCCUUGGCCUCCAGCCCAGCAUCGGUUCAUUCGUUUACAUCAGGUGGCCAAGUGUGGACAGCAAACCUCAGCAGCUCUUCUGCUGGAAGUAAAGAUACUCCUAGCUACCAGUCCAUGACAAGUCUACACACCAGCUCAGAGUCCAUUGAUUUACCUCUCAGUCAUCAUGGUUCACUAUCUGGAUUGACCACAAGUACACAGGAGCUUCAAAGCAUGCUAAUGAGGACUGGUAGCGUCAGAUCAACUCUCUCAGAAAGGGGUUAUCUUUAUCUUAACAGUUUGCAACUUGACCGAAACACCCUGCCCAAAAAGGGACUAAGGUAUACUCCCUCAUCUCGCCAGGCCAGCCAGGAGGAGGGUAAAGAGUGGUUGCGUUCUCACUCUACAGGAGGCCUACAAGAUACAUGCAGCCAAUCUCCUGUUGUCUCCCCAUCAGGCAUGUCCUCCUCUGCCAGUGGGAAAUAUCACUACUCCAAUUUGGUAAGCCCAACCAAUCUAUCCCAAUUUACAAUUCCUGGACCAAGCAUGAUGAGGUCCAAUAGCAUUCCAGCACAAGAUGCUUCCUUUGAGUUAUAUGAAGACUCGCAGCUGGGAGGAAGUGCUAACUCAUUAGAGGACAGGCCAAGAACAAUUAGUCACUCAGGUUCCUUUAGAGACAGCAUGGAAGAAGUACAUGGAUCCUCGUUAUCCCUUGUUUCCAGUACAUCAUCUCUUUACUCCACUGCUGAAGAAAAGGCACAUUCAGAGCAGAUACAAAAAUUGCGUCGUGAGCUGAUAGCGUCACAAGAAAAAGUUGCGACUCUGACUUCCCAACUUUCUGCAAAUUCUCAUUUGGUGGCAGCUUUUGAAAAGAGCUUAGGAAAUAUGACUGGACGGCUACAAAGCUUAACAAUGACAGCUGAACAAAAGGAAUCUGAGCUUAUCGAACUUCGGGAGACAAUAGAGAUGCUGAAAGCUCAAAAUUCGGCAGCACAGGCUGCAAUACAAGGAGCGCUUAAUGGUUCCGAUCACAGUCACAGUCAUAGAGCAGAGACGCGAAUAAGAAGGCAGCACUCCUCUGAGAGCGUUUCUAGCAUCAACAGUGCCACCAGUCAUUCUAGCAUUGGAAGCAGCAAUGAUGCGGAUUCCAAGAAAAAGAAAAAGAAAAACUGGGUGAACUUCAAUAAAAGUGAGCUGAGAAGCUCUUUUAAACAAGCCUUUGGCAAGAAAAAAUCCAACAAACAUCCGUCUUCCCACUCAGAUAUUGAAGAGCUUACAGAUUCAUCAGUACCAUCCUCUCCAAAAUUACAGCAUAAUUCAGAGGAUGCAAUUUCCUCUGCAAUGAAACUAUCCCAGUCCAACUCAGAGUCCUCUUUAAUCUGGGUACCAAAGAAACGCCAAAAUGGCCAUGUGAUGUACAAGCAUAAAUCUCGUAUCUGUGAAUGCACUGAAGCAGAAACUGAAAUGAUCCUGCAGCUAAAGGGUGAACUUCGAGAAAAGGAGCUAAAACUAACAGACAUUCGCCUUGAGGCGCUCAGCUCUGCACAUCACCUUGACCAAAUCAGAGAAGCAAUGAACCGCAUGCAGAAUGAAAUUGAAAUCCUGAAAGCUGAGAAUGACAGGCUGAAGGCUGAAACCACUACCCCGGGAAAAAUGGCACAACCUUCCUCUGAAUCAUCCAGUUGCACCUCAUCAUCCUCUUCCCGUCAGUCACUAGGUCUUUCAUUAAAUAAUCUAAAUAUAGCAGAAACUAUAGCAACAGAUAUCUUACUAGAUGAUGUAAAAGAUGGAACAUACCACAAAGAUAGCCGCAGUGUUAAAAUCAUUGUCUCUAUUAAUAGAGGAUAUGGACGGACCAAGGAUGCAAAAUGUCAUCAAUAUUUAAUAGGAUCUAUUGGUGUCAGUGGGAAGACUAAAUGGGAUGUUCUAGAUGCAGUCAUUAGACGUCUCUUUAAGGAAUAUAUAUACCGGGUGGAUCCAGCUUCUAAUUUGAGCUUAACCUCAGAUGCUAUCACCAGCUACAAUAUUGGUGAUCUAGUUAGAUCAAAUUAUACAGAAGUGCCUGAAAUGCUACCUUGUGGUUAUCUGGUAGGAGACAAUAAUAUCAUCACUGUGAACCUUAAAGGUGUGGAAGAAAACAGCUUGGACAGUUUUGUUUUUGAUACCCUUAUUCCUAAACCAAUUACUCAGCGCUACUUUAAUUUAUUGAUGGAACAUCACAGGAUUAUUUUAUCCGGACCCAGCGGAACAGGAAAGACAUAUCUAGCUAACAAACUUGCUGAAUACGUUGUAAAUAAAAGUGGCAGAAAGAAAAUUGAGGAGGCAAUUGCAACCUUUAAUGUGGAUCACAAAUCAAGCAAAGAGUUGCGACAGUACCUAGCCAAUCUUGCAGACCAGUGCACAGACCUCCCGCUAGUGAUAAUACUUGAUAAUCUUCACCAUAUAGGAUCUCUGAGUGACAUUUUCAAUGGAUUUUUAAACUGUAAAUAUAGUAAAUGUCCCUACAUUAUUGGAACAAUGAAUCAAAGUAUUUCAUUGUCCCCAAAUUUAGAACUACACCACAAUUUCAGGUGGGUAUUAUGUGCUAACCACACGGAUCCAGUUAAAGGUUUCCUCGGAAGAUACUUAAGAAGGAAACUUAUUGAAAUGGAAAUAGAAAACAAUAUGAGAAACAAUGACCUCAUAAAAAUAAUUGAAUGGAUUCCUAAGGCAUGGCACCACCUCAACAGCUUCCUGGAGACACAUAGUUCCUCUGAAGUCACUAUUGGUCCCCGCCUAUUCCUUUCUUGCCCGAUGGACGUGGAUGGGUCUAGAAUAUGGUAUACAGAUCUUUGGAAUUAUUCUGUAAUUCCAUAUCUCUUGGAAGCAGUGAGAGAAGGACUUCAGAUGUAUGGUAAACGGGCCCCAUGGGAAGAUCCAGCAAAGUGGAUAUUGGACACAUUCCCAUGGAAUACUGCUUUAUCUCUCCGUGAAUGCCCAGCUUUACUACAGCUGCGACCAGAAGAUGUAGGAUAUGAUGGAUAUGCCACUGCCAAAGAGGGAACAACCUCCAAAAAUGUGCCAGAAGGGGAAAAAGAGGGUGACCCAUUGAUGAAUAUGUUAAUGCGGCUUCAAGAAGCAGCCAAUUUUUCAAGUGGACAAAGCUGUGACAGUGACGGUACAAGCCACCAUGAUGAAAUCUUAGAUCCUUCACUUGAAUCCACACUCUAAUGGGUCACUUUUGUCAGCGUAUGGUUAGACAAUGGUUUUGUCCAACAAAUCACUGCCAGUACAAAAGCAGCACAAUGCCACACCCGUAUCAGGAUAACGUGCUCUUAGGCAGGUAACUUGGUCCUGAAUAGAAGUCAGGUGGGAAAAAAAGUAAUGAGAAAGCUUGAAUUAGCUUCAUUUCAAGGCAUGUCAUUAUAAAUGGAGCACAGUGAACUGGAAAAGGCCCUAGAUUAAGGGCAAAGAAGCAGAUUGCACAUUGGUUAGCCAAACUGGAAUUGUUUUGUUUAUGUAAAGGUUUACAGCACAGAUGUGUAUUUAAUGUGUGUUCUUUUUUUUAUUUUUACAUUAUGUAUCCGUUGUGCAGUGUUUUUAGUCCACAUGAAACUCUGAUGUAAGGCAUAGUGCCGGACACAUGAUUACAUUAGUGAGAUUGUUGUGUACUGCCUCCAAACUAGGUGAUGGUCGUAAGAAAAGCACAAAAUAGAUUUGUGCAACUACCAGAAAAUCUACUGUGAUAUACUGGAUAAGUGCCAAUUGUAAAUCCGAACUGCCAUGCUCACAAUUCUGAACUCCCCGUGUUGAAACACUUUUUGCAAAGGUCUUCAUUGCCACUAAGGUGUUUUUGGAACCACCUGCCUCCCGCUGAAUUAUUUUAUAUGGAUGAUUAUUAAGGCUCCCUUUAAAGUUCCAUUUAUGUGGGCCUUGUCAAUAAAGUAAGAAGAGCAAAAAAGAGUCAUAUGGUGCUGUCUUACUGCCUUAAAAAUAUCUCUCGAUAGUCUCUUUACAGUCAGAUGUCUGAAACCACUGAUCUAUUCCUGCAACAUUUCCUUUCUCCAUUUACUAUGGAAUAGCAUAUAUAGCACAGUGCCCUAAUGUAUGUUCUUUUAUAAAGAUGAAAAUGAUAACUGUAUACUCAAGCGUUCUUUUUAUUUUUUAAUUCACUUUGUAAAUGUAUCCUCUUAAAUACAGGUAAAUAACAGCACACGUCUGCCAUCACUUUAAGACUGAAAAAAAGGUGGUUUGAAAACUUUUAGGUAAUUGUUUUCUUUUGUUGCUUGCUUUUACGUUGAGUAAAUUUCCAGCAGAGCCGGAACCACUUAAUGAGGCACAAGCACAAAUAUUUUUUUUGUCCCUUUUGUUCUUAUAGUUUUAGACAUGUUUGAACUUGAAUUACACCUGGUAUAAAUGGGGUUCUCAGUGUCAAGUAAGACUGAGGCGGUGGAGAAUUUUUAAUAUAAAAUGAAUUGGUUUUGCACAGAUUGGGUGUUGUAUACCAAAAUAAUGAGAAUACAACGCCUUGCACCAUUAAAAAAAAAUAAAAAAAAUCAGACAAAAUAAAUUUGUAUUUUAACUUGGUGUGUAUUUCAUGAAAAAGUAAUCCAUACAUUGUAAACAAAUACCAAUGCAAACUGUUUUCCUGGUGUGUUUGUCCUGUACUUACAGUUGUUAUGACUAUGCAGGAGAUACAAUGCUGCAGUCAGCAUGUUUCAAAAACUAUAUGUGGAGUCAAUAUAUUACAUGGAGAUAAAAUGCUUUGAACAGAUUGCAUGAGACUGGAUUAAUAACAGAGUUGGAAAUGUAAAUAAACCAACACAAUUAAUAAACAUGAUGAAUUAAGGGCUAUGGCAUUGUGUAGAAAAUGUGAAACAGAUGCUACCUUUAACAUCAAUAAACUGGUGCUACAGUAUAGUGGCCGCCAUUUUGGUCAUCUACACUUAUUAUUAUACAGGAAUAAAGCUACAGAAUAGGCUUUUCCUACACGGUGCUAUUGCCCAAAUGCACAGCUUAAUCAUGUUGUUCAUGUAAAAACUCAUUUUGAGUUGGAGAUUUGGAUAUAACCAAUAUUUAAUAUGACAAGAUAUAUAUAUUAACAACUGGCUCCAAAUGUCUUGUUUUCAUUUAUUAUAUGUGGUCUGAACAAGAGUGCAAAUCUUUUCCUGACUUUUUCUGAUAUGCACACCAGACAUUACCAUGCACAAACCUUCCUGCAAUACAUCUCAGUGAGUACAUGUAGUUUACAACAAAGGAAAAAAAAAAUGUUUGUUGAACAUUUGUCUGUAUACAUUUUAUAUUUUGUACAUUUUUGAUGUAACAUAUCAUGUAAAUAGACAGAAGCAGUGAAAUAAUUCAUCUGGAAAGUUUUGUAGUCUUUGUAAAGCCCUUAUAAUAAGUUUUGGUGUAUUCAAAAUUAAUUGAAUGAUGUAUUUUCUAUAAGUUGAUUGUUCUCCUAGCUUGUAAACCAGCUUGCAUCUAUUUUUUGCAGAUGUGCGCAGUGUAUCUGUCUAAAUUAUUACUUUGCCAU